AUGGAGGAAAAUUAAGAAGAUUAUAAUUUAAGAAUUGCAUUAAAAACUCGUCCAAAUGAAACAUAUCCAUAAUAGGACGUAUUUUAAAUUAUAUAUAGAAAACCUCCAGCUAUAGAAGAAGUAGGAGAAAACGAAUUAUUAGUAAAAGUAAAAUACGUAUCAAUAAUUGCAAGUAUGAGAGUAUGGAUGAGUGGUUAGAAAUCAUAUAUAGAUCCUGUAAAUCCAGGAGAUACAAUGCCAGCCGGGUGUAUAGGAGAAGUUUUAUAUUCCAGAAGUAGUAAAUACAAGGUAGGUGAUUUAGUUUUAGGUUUUAUGAGAUGGGAAAAAUAUAUAAUAAUAAAAGAUUAAAAAUUAUUUAAAAUACCAAAAGAAUAUCCUCAUCCUUCCCACUUCUUAGGAGCAUUAGGAAAUUAGGGAUUAACUGCUUAUUUUGGACUUCAUGAUAUUGGUAAAAUCAAAUAAGGAGAAACUGUUGUGAUCAGUGCAGCGGCAGGCGCAGUGGGAUAAAUAGCUGUUUAAUUAGCAAAACUCUAAGGAUGUCGAGUUAUUGGGAUUGCCGGAGGUUAAGAAAAGUGCGAUUUUGUGAAAAAUGUAUUAGGAGCUGACGAAUAGCUUACUAAAUUGGCUUUAUAAGGUAAACUUAAGUGCAUUGAAGAUAUUUUAUAUGGAUUAGAUUCGGCUCCUAGGGGACUAAGGAGGUUAAUUUUAGGAGAAAAUUUAGGUUAAGUAGUUAUUUAUUGUGAUAAGGAAAAUAAUAAUUCGAAAUUAUGA
Ichthyophthirius multifiliis is the source of this 771-nucleotide messenger RNA. Its product is annotated as nadp-dependent oxidoreductase, putative. The record is from RefSeq and is a predicted model, not a curated record. Lineage: Eukaryota; Ciliophora; Oligohymenophorea; Hymenostomatida. Gene Ontology annotation, molecular function: oxidoreductase activity, acting on the CH-CH group of donors, NAD or NADP as acceptor. The transcript is spliced from 2 exons.